Molecule: messenger RNA, 1743 nt
Organism: Vicia villosa (hairy vetch)
Lineage: Eukaryota; Viridiplantae; Streptophyta; Magnoliopsida; Fabales; Fabaceae
Exons: 3
Coding region: 1-1743 (580 amino acids)
Source: RefSeq, a predicted model, not a curated record
AUGGGAAGGUGUUUGAACAGUAGAAGCACAGAGAUGGAGGAAUUCAAUGAAUUUAUUGACAUGUUGGACCUGGUUGAUGUUCUUGUGGUGGGUGGCAGAUUUACAUGGUCUAACAAGGAAGGGAAUGCUAAAAGUAGAUUGGAUAGGUUCCUAUUAUCAGACGGUUUAAUUGACGAUUGGAAAAUUGUGGGACAGAGGGUGGGAGAUAUGGAUAUUUUAGACCAUGUUCCAAUUUGGUUGAUUGCAAAUGACAAAAAUUGGGGACCUAAACCCUUUAGGGUUAAUAAUUGUUGGUUUGAGAACAAGGAUUUCAAGAAUUAUGUAGAAGAAGCUUGGAACGAUUUGACUGUUGUAGGGAGACAGGAUUUUGUAAUGAAAGAGAAACUGAAAUUGCUCAAGAGCAAACUAAGAGUAUGGAAUAAAGAGAAGUUCGGCUGGAUUGAUCUUAAAAUUGAAGAGGCUACGACGAAGAUAAAUAGGAGGGAUCAAUUACAAGAUGGCAUUGGACAAAGGGUAGGUGGUGGGAUGGAGGAUGAGAUUAAGAAAGCUAAGGAUGAUCUAUGGAAACAUCUGUCUUUAAAGGAAAAUCUGUUAAGACAAAAAUCUAGGCAAAAAUGGAUUAAGGAGGGCGAUCAAAACACUAAAUAUUUUCAUCAUUCGAUUAAAGAAAGGAGGAGAAGAAACAAUAUUGUUGCUGUUACAACAGAAGAAGGCGGGUUGGUGGAAGAUGUAGAGAGUAUAAGAAAGGAGGUGCUGAAAGUUUUUGCAGGAAGAUUUAAAGAAGGCAAUGCAACAAGACCUUCAUGGGACAAUUUAACUUUCAAUGUUUUGUCAGCAGCAGAUAGAAUUUUCCUGGAGUCUGAAUUCACAAUGGAGGAGAUUACCAAAGCCGAGGAUAUUCUGAAAUUUGUGAAGGAGUUUCAUAGGAUAUCUACCUUAUCAAAAGCAAUCACGGUUUCCUUUAUUGCGCUUAUUCCGAAAAAUGCUAAUCCUCAAGGUCUAAACGAACACCGCCCAAUUUGCCUGAGAGAGUUAUUUGUGAAAUUCGGUUUCAGUAUUAAAUGGUGUAAAUGGAUGGAAGCAUGCAUCUUCAACAGCUCUCUCUCAAUUCUUGUCAAUGGAAGCCCAACUAAAGACUUUUGGGCGGAGAAGGGAUUAAGACAAGGCGAUCCCUUAUCGCCGUUUCUUUUCACUCUUGUGGUUGAAGGUCUCGCUGUUAUGUUCAACAAGGCGGCUGAGUUAGGAAGUUUUGAUGGUUUUCAAGUGAGUAACAAUUUAACUGUGAGGAUUUUGCAAUUUGCCGAUGAUACGGUUAUUGUGGGCAGAGGCUGCUGGAAAAAUCUUUGGACUGUAAAAUCUAUAUUUAGAGGCUUCGAACUAAUAUCGGGGCUGAAAGUGAACUUCAGUAAAAGCAAGGUCUAUGGCGUGAAUUUACAGAAAAGUUUCAUGGAUAGUGUGUCGCAAUUUCUUUCUUGUUGUAGAGAUGUUCUGCCUUUUAAGUUUCUAGGCAUUUUUGUUGGCUCUAAUCCAAGAAGGUGUGAAUCUUGGAGAGGUGUUUUGCGAAGCUUAAAGAAGAAACUAUCUUUGUGGAAGUGUAGGUUUCUGUCAAUUGGUGGAAGAGUAACUUUACUUAAUUCGGUGUUAUCUAGCAUUCCUAUUUACACGAUGUCCUUUUUCAAAGCACCCGUUAAAAUCAUCAAAGAAAUAAUUACAAUCCAAAGCAGGUUCUUAUGGUGUGGUUGA